AUGGCAACCUGGAUGCUUACCUCGCUGCCAAAUUUCGAUUCCUCAAAAAAUGAAAUAAAGAAGUGGAGAGCAAAGGAUCACCCUAAGGAGACGGAGGAGCUGUUGAAGCUUAAAAGUAGGGUACAGGAACUCGACAUAGCUGCUGAAAAUAAUUCGUUAUCAGUGUUGGAAUUACAGGAGAGGAGACUUGGUGUUCAAAGGAUAAUUGAGCUUGAAAAAUUGGCUGUCCUUGACUUAAAAGAAAUGGCUAGAAUCCGAUGGACAGUCGAUGGAGAUGAGGAUACCCGUUUUUUCCACGGGUAUGUAAACAACAAGAAAAACAAGAACCACAUUCAUGGGUUGAUUAUCAAUGGAUCCUGGAACACUGAUGUGGCAGCAAUAAAAGGUGAAGUUCUCUCGUUCUAUCAAAAAAAAUUUCAAGAAAAGUGGCCUUCCAGGCCAAAACUCAUCAGUAGUGAAUUUAGUAUGCUCGAUCCGGCCUCUCGAUCAAAAAUUGAAGAGCCCUUCUCAACUGAAGAAAUAAAACGAGCUAUAUGGGCGUGUGGAGGGGAUAAGGCACCUGGCCCAGAUGGAUUCACCUUUGAUUUUAUUAAAAAAAUUUGGGAUGUAUUGAAGGGGGAUAUCAUGGAAUUCAUCAAAUACUUUGAGAUAUAUGGAACGUUGGAGCGGGGUUGA
Messenger RNA from Lactuca sativa (garden lettuce), 675 nucleotides. NCBI's taxonomy places the organism in Eukaryota, Viridiplantae, Streptophyta, Magnoliopsida, Asterales, Asteraceae. The record is from RefSeq and is a predicted model, not a curated record.